Messenger RNA from Coffea arabica (coffee), 2799 nucleotides. The record is from RefSeq and is a predicted model, not a curated record. NCBI's taxonomy places the organism in Eukaryota, Viridiplantae, Streptophyta, Magnoliopsida, Gentianales, Rubiaceae.
AUGGCAGAAAAAGUUCUCUCUUUUGUGCUGGAUCAACUCUCAACUUUUCUGCGCGAGGAGGGACGACUAUUGGGUGGGCUUCGGCAAGAGGUCCAAUUCAUCAGGGAUGAGUUGGGGCACAUGAGGGCUUUCCUGAGAGAGGCAGAAGCAAAAGAAGAAGAUGCUCAACCCAGGCUCCAAGAAUGGAUCAAGCAAGUGCGAGAAGCAGCUUAUGACACUGAAGACAUUCUUGAUGAAUUUGUAGCUCGCUUUGCUCGGCAUCGCGAAACAGGAUUCUACGGCUCUGUUUGGAGAAUUUUCAGCUCCAUCAAGAAUUUGAGAGCUCGUUAUCGAGUUGCUAGCGAAAUACAAAGCAUCAAGUCAAGAAUCAAAAGUAUUUCUGAAGCUCAUCAAAGAUACCAAUCUGAAUAUGGUAUCUUUGCCCAAGCAUCCAACUCAAUUUCUGCUGUGAACAACACAACAUGGCGUUAUAGCAGAGAUGAUGCACUGCUUGUGGAAGAAGCUAAAUUAGUUGGCAUUGACCAGCCCAAAAACCAUCUAAUUUCUCAGCUUCUCGAAGGGGAUGAUUACCAACUAAAAGUUGUUUCAGUGGUUGGUAUGGGAGGACUUGGCAAAACUACCCUGGUGAAAAAAGUCCAUGAGGAUCUUGAAGUCAGAAGGCAUUUCCCAGUCCGUGCUUGGGUAACUGUCUCUGAAACAUGUGACUUUCAGUACCUCCUGAAAGACUUGAUUCGGCAGUUACACGAGGAAGGGAAGAAACCAGUCCCACAAUCGAUCGAGUCCAUGACUACCACUGAGCUGAAAAAAUUUGUCAAAGAUUUUCUUCAACAAGCUGAAAGGUAUGCAAUUGUUUUUGAUGACAAGCUGAAAGCCUCAGCCUCUUGUACAGAAUCUCUGGGUUAUAUCUACAGAAUGAAGCCACUAUUCUUUGAAGAUUCGUGGACCCUAUUUUGCAACAAGAUCUUUAAGGGAGGUAGUUGCCCUGGCCAUUUGAUGGAUGUUGCCAAAGUUAUAUUGGGUAAAUGUGAGGGCUUGCCCCUUGCAAUUCUUGCAAUCAGUGGGCUUUUGGCUUUGAAAGAUGUAAACAGAACAGAGGAAUGGGGGAUGGUUCGACACAGUCUUGGGGGUGAAUUAGAAGGCGCUGGUAAACUGGAUAGAGUUAAAAAGAUACUCUCUCUCAGUUAUAGUGAUUUGCCCAGGCAUCUAAAGACAUGUCUGUUGUACACAAGCAUCUUCCCAGAGGAUUACAAAAUACAAUGCUAUAGACUCAUUAAUUUGUGGAUUGCUGAAAGGUUAGUAGAAGGGAGAGAAGGAAUGAGUAUUGAAGAUGUAGCCUGGGGUUAUCUUAGUGAACUCGUCAAUAGAAGCCUAAUUCAAGUGACUGAUGUGUUUUAUGAAGGAUUACCCAACAAUUGUCGAAUCCAUGACCUGUUGAGAGAAGUUAUUGUUCUCAAGUCAAGGGAACAAAACAUGGUCACAGUCACUACUGGACAACCAAUGACAUGGCCAUCCGAGAAGGUACGCCGUCUGGCAGUCCAUAGUAGUAGCAGUAACAAUACCCAGCACCACCAACAAAGACGAAGUUGUUGCUUUGACCACCUUCGGUCGUUCGUUACAGUUGGAUCCAUGAGCCCGCUACUAUCCAAAACAUUGUUAUCUGAAAUUUCAAGGAGUAGUAAGCUGUUAAAGGUUUUGGAUUUGCGUGGUCAAGAGACACAGGAGGAAAUACCAAAUGAGAUUUUCAAGAUGUUUCAUCUCAAGCAUCUGGACCUAUGGGGUACGAGAGUAGAGAGAGUCCCAAAAUCCAUUGGAAAGCUUCAACAUUUGGAGUAUCUGGAUUUGGCUGACACAAGAGUUAGGGAAUUACCCAUGGAAAUGCUAAAGCUGCAAAAACUUCGGGUUCUCAGAGUAUUUCAACAAGUUGAUUCUUUCGAUGAUGAUUAUGGAUAUCAUGGAUUUAAAGCUCCCUCAAAUAUGGGAGGGCUUAUUGCCCUAGAAGUAUUAGAUAGCAUAGAUGCAAGCGGUGGAUCCACAAUAGUUAAGGAGAUAGGAAAGUUGACCCAAUUAAGAGAAUUAGGUAUCACAAAUUUAAGAAGAGAAGAUGGAAAGGAGCUCUGCUCCUCCCUUGCCAACCUCACCAGUCUUCGGGAAUUAAGCAUUGCUUCAAUUGGAAAAGGUGAUGAUCAUGAGAUAAUCGAUCUAAAUCAUCCUUCUCUUUCUUCUUCUUCGUUUCUUCAAUCUCUUCGUAUGCUGAUUUUGCGUGGCCGCUUAGAAAAAAUGCCACAAUGGGUAGCUCAUCUUCACGGCUUGGUAAGAAUAGAUUUGAAUUGGAGCAGGUUAAGAGGCGAGGAGGAUCCGCUUGAAUCCCUCCAACAUUUGCCCAAUUUGGUUAGUAUUAAUUUCUGUGGAUCUUACCAAGGAGAAGGGUUGUGUUUCAAAACUGGAGGGUUCCUAAUGCUGAAGAGGUUGCACCUAAAGAGAAUGGAAGGGUUGAGAGGGAUGAGAGUGGAGGAGGGUGCAUUGCCUCGUCUCCAAAAACUAUUUCUAGAACAACUUCCGUUACUAGAGGAGUUACCAUUGGGUAUUCAGCACUUGAGCAAUCUUCAACGGCUGUCUUUGUAUGAGAUGAGUUCUCAAUUGAGAGAGAAGCUGUUAGAGAAUCAGAAGGAAGAAAGUGAAGAUUACACAAGAAUCGCACAUAUUCCUGAAAUUCUCAUUGGUUACUAUACAGAUGAUGGGGAAUGGAGAGAGCACCAGCUAUGGGAAGAGAAGAAGAAGAAAACAUAUAAUCUUUCCUAG